AAUUGGUGCUUCGCAGGAUCUUCGGUUCUGGAAUGUGACGAAACUAGCUUACUGUAUAGAAAUGAUUACAGAUAGAUGCAAAUGUGUUUCGUGAUUCAUAAAUUAGACGUAAAACUGUGUAAAAUGUGUUGAACUGAAAAAUCCUUUCAAUUUAAUGAAUAUUUUAUUCUAGGCGAUCUAAAAGAUUCGAAAAUUUAUCUCGACCCCGUCACGAUGGAUACCGCAUAUUCGGCUGAAAUCAUCAACAAGUUUAGCAACAUGAAGCUUCGUAAGGAACCUGAGUACGGAAAACUAAGUCCGGAGCAAACUCUAGACGUCUUCGAGCCUUUGGAUAAUAGACCGAACUCAUCCUUCAUUCCUGCCGUCUGCAAUUUUCAAACAGCUCGAAAGAUGGCGCAAGAGAAUUUAGAACAUCAACCUCUACCAGAUGCUGUAAUGGACAUUGCGUUUCGAAAAGCACAAGUGGCUGGAUCAUCUAACCCUGGGGUAGCCCUAGAAGUUGGGCCAUAUGCGACUGGUGUAGGUUGCAAAAAUUACAAAGCUGGGCCAACAAAAUGUACUAAGUAUAGGGUGUACAGACCAAAAACAAGUGGUGUAGUCCCAAAACCUCUCAGUGCAUCUGGAAUGAAUGAAAAAAUGCCUAAAUUCAAAAAACGAGAAAAUGCAUGUGCCAUGGAUUUGGCCAUUGGAUGGGACUACCGUACUAAGCGUGACCCGAACUAUGGUAUUUAUUUAGAUGGAUCUAAAGCAUCGGUAGCACCACCUAUUUUUGAAGUCGUUGAAUCGCCAAAAGAACUCAAUUUACCUAACGUCGUUCAUUCUGGAGGGGUGUUCUCCAACACGCUUGGAGAGAAGGACUUCUUUGAUCGUGAUAUUAUUCGCCAACAUGACGACUAUACUAAAAACUAUAAUUUAGCCAACCGAUGCAAGUGUAAUGAUAGUGCCGCAUCGAAGUCAACUAAAUCGGAGAGACUAGGGAAUAGACAUAAUAUCAGUUCUAAUAGUGAGAUGGAUACACGGGAAUGUGCAGACUUACCGAACUUGGUCGAUCAGCGGAAUAAAACGGCACCAAGUAAAAGGCAGCCAGCUGAUCAGGAAGUUUGCGUGCAUAGUUCAGCACAGCGUACACCAAGCGAAAAGCAGAAGGAUUGCAAAAUUCCUCGCAUGUGUCAUAAUUCACAUCAGGAUGAAAUCACGUACAAAGUGCAACACGAAUUUAGAUGUGCAUUCAAAGCGGGAAUUCCCCAAAGUAAUUCAUCAGGAACGGUUGCCAGCUUUGAUAGUGGGAUUUCAAACUGUUAUCAGAAAAACAACACAAAGAAGUUAAUUAUCCCUAAACCCAGAAACCCGUACAUAAAGAAGAACUAUAUUAUUGACACAUUGGCGCCUCCAUUCGCUUUUUGGAAAAAAGGGUCAGGUUAUCCGGAUUAUUGGCGUUUAGUAAGUGUGUAUCAACAUGCAUAUAAGCCAGCAGAAAAGCGCAAAUAUCCACUGUUAAAAACUGUUUAUCAAUAGAAGUCCUUCUUUA
This is a messenger RNA of Topomyia yanbarensis, 1528 nucleotides long. RefSeq lists its product as uncharacterized. The transcript is spliced from 4 exons. The record is from RefSeq and is a predicted model, not a curated record. Bases 214 to 1515 code for a protein of 433 amino acids. Lineage: Eukaryota; Metazoa; Arthropoda; Insecta; Diptera; Culicidae.